GAUAAGGAGGCAUUUAAAAGCAGCUUACAAAAUCUUGCAAGCUUAUCGUUUCAUUCCCACUUCUUCAAACUAUAACCAUGAAGACUGGUCUGUUUCUUGCUGGUUUGUUGGCUGUUGCUUUGGCUGAAGUAAUUCAGCUAAGUCCUCAGCAACAAGAAGAGGCUAGAUUGGCUAUGCAAAACCCUGACUUGUACGAUGGAGACAUGGCUGGUAUUGACGGACCUUUUGAUGCUGAACGUAAUGCAAUUGUUGGAAAUCACUACAGGUGGCCAAAUGCACGUGUACCCUACGUCAUUGACUCUUCUUUGAGCAAUGCACAGAAUGUCAUCAACCAAGGCUUUAAUGAUUACCACAGAAACACUUGCGUCCGAUUCGUUCCAAGGUCAAACGAACAAAACUACAUCAAGAUCUUUUCUGGACAAGGGUGCUAUUCCUAUGUGGGAAAAAUCAAUGGUGAACAAGCUGUAUCUCUUGGAAAUGGAUGCUUGUACGCAGGAACCGUAGUCCACGAGUUGGGACACGCCCUUGGAUUCUACCACGAACAGAGCAGAUCAGACAGAGAUUCAUAUUUGAUCAUCUACCUUGAAAACGUCGCCGAAAACAUGAGAUUUAACUUCAACAAGCUUUCACCCCACCAAAAUGUCUUGUACAAUACUUUUGACUACAACUCCAUCAUGAUUUACGGCAACAAAUCUUUCUCCACAAACGGAAAAGACACCAUGGUGGCCAGAAAUGGACAGAAAUUGUCUGACCCUUACAACAAGCAAGGAAUGACCAGAAAUGAUAUCGAAAGAGUCAACAAAAUGUACAAUUGUUAAGAAACUUUACAAUUGCUUCAAUACUGUGACUAAUAAAUUAUAAAGGGAAUGAUUUA
Messenger RNA from Parasteatoda tepidariorum (common house spider), 874 nucleotides. Its product is annotated as astacin-like metalloprotease toxin 5. Gene Ontology annotation, biological process: proteolysis. The record is from RefSeq and is a predicted model, not a curated record. Lineage: Eukaryota; Metazoa; Arthropoda; Arachnida; Araneae; Theridiidae. Gene Ontology annotation, molecular function: zinc ion binding; metalloendopeptidase activity.